Molecule: messenger RNA, 2155 nt
Organism: Quercus lobata
Lineage: Eukaryota; Viridiplantae; Streptophyta; Magnoliopsida; Fagales; Fagaceae
Product: probable L-type lectin-domain containing receptor kinase S.5
Exons: 1
Coding region: 176-2155 (659 amino acids)
Biological process (GO): protein phosphorylation
Molecular function (GO): carbohydrate binding; protein kinase activity; ATP binding
Source: RefSeq, a predicted model, not a curated record
AUUGCUCUGUUUUAGAACUGUAACACCUUAUAUCUUCUGUAAACACUACACAAUAUUUUCUUAAACAAGUUCUGAAACCUUGCCUUCAUUUUUCUGAAUCAGUGUUCUUAACCUUUACAGAAAAAUUGAAAUCCUGACACCUAUUAAAACCAUUUUUGUGUUUUCCAUAGGGAGAAUGUGCUUUUCACAGGUAGUUUGGUCCCUUUUGUUAGCAGUCCUCUUGGGUGGAGCUCUUACUCAAGUAGGAUGCUUAGAUUUUAAUUUUUCAACCUUCAAAAAAGAAGACGACCAUAAUCUAAUUAUCACUAAGGGCACUACAAUUUUAUUGAAUGCAAUCCAAGUUACACCAGAUGUUGCUAAUGAUCCUAUCACAAAUUAUUCUGGACGUAUCUUUUACAACAAGCCAUUCAGAUUGUGGAGCAAGAGCAAAAAGAUCACAGCAUCUUUCAAUACCACCUUUGAUCUUAAAAUCACUCCAGAUUUGUCUUCAAAGCAGUCUCCAGUAGGCGAAGGCAUGGCCUUUAUUUUAGCUGCAGAUACCACUCUUCCACAGAAAAGCGAAGGACAGUGGCUCGGGAUUGUAAAUGCAAGCACCAAUGGAUCCCAUCAAGCAAAAAUAGUGGCAGUAGAAUUUGACACUAGAAAGAGCUACGAAGAAGAUAUCGAUGAUAAACAUGUUGGCUUGGAUGUAAAUAGCAUCCACUCAAUCGAACAAGUAUCUUUAACCAAGUAUGGGAUCAAUCUUUCUAAACCAUAUUUGAAUAGUUCAAUAAAGGCAAGGGUUCAGUAUGGUGGCAAAGUGAUGAAUGUCUCUGCUAAGACUAAUAAAACAAGUGAGUACAAGCUAAUUUUUUCUCUGCCUCUUGAGCUCUGUAGCUAUCUUCCAGAGAAGGUUUAUGUGGGAUUCUCAGCUUCAACCGGCAAUGCCAUUCAAACAAACUGCUUAAGAUCGUGGGAAUUCCAUGGUUCAAAAAUUGCUGAUGAAGAGAUGUUGUGGGUAUGGAUCACAGUUCCAGCAGUGCUUAUUGUAUUUAGCAUGAUUGUGUUUUACUUUUAUUGGCAGAGGAGACACAGAGUGCAACCAGAGGAUGCAUAUCCAAGGAUAGAAGACCAGAUUCAAGGGUCCUCUAUGGCUCCACAAAAAUUCAAAUUCAAAGAUUUGAGAAAGGCAACUCGUAACUUCAACCCCAAAAACAAGCUUGGAAAAGGUGGCUUUGGAACAGUCUAUAAGGGAUUCUUAGCAAAUAAGGAGGUAGCUGUCAAGAGAGUCUCAAAGGAUUCAAGUCAAGGCAAACAAGAAUUCAUAGCAGAAGUCACAACAAUUGGUAGCCUCCACCACAGGAAUCUUGUGAGACUGAUUGGCUGGUGUUAUGAAAGGCGUGAGCUUCUUCUUGUGUACGAGUUCAUGCCAAAUUGUAGCCUAGACAGGUUCAUAUAUGGCAAUGAGGAACUAGGCAUGGAGGAACCUACACUCGGAUGGGAAAGAAGGCACACCAUAAUUUAUGGGGUAGCUCAGGCAUUGGAUCAUCUUCAUAAUGGGUGUGAAAAGAGGGUGCUUCAUCGAGACAUAAAAGCCAGCAACAUCAUGCUGGACUCAGAGUUCAACGCAAAGUUGGGAGACUUUGGACUAUCUCGUACCCUUCAACAAAGCGAAAAUACUCACCACACAACAGAAGUCAUUGCUGGAACACUAGGUUAUAUGGCUCCAGAAACUUUUCUUACUGGUAGGGCAACUGUUGAAACAGAUGUCUAUGCAUUUGGUGUUCUUGUAUUGGAAGUUGUCAGUGGAAGGAAGCCUGGAAAUCAGAAUGAGCAAAGUGACUACAACAACAACAUUGUGCAUUGGCUAUGGGAUCUUCACAGGCAGGAAAGGAUACUUGAUGCCAUUGAUUCGAGAUUGACCAAGGAAUUUGACGAGGAAGGAAUGCUGAGCAUGCUUGUUUUGGCAUUGGCUUGUUGCCAUCCAAAUCCACACCAGAGACCCUCCAUGAGAACAGUUUUGCAGGUACUUACAGGGGAAGUACCUCCACCACUGGUGCCCCCUGAAAGACCUGCUUUUGUGUGGCCAGCCAUGCCUCCUUCAUUCAAUGAGGAUGCUGAAAACUUUUCCAGUGGAAGCCAACUUAGUCCAUUCACAAAACCGACUGGGAGAUGA